CUUUCCCCCUUCCCCCCCACGGCAGGAGACUGGCCUGUAGCCUCCCUUCCCUUGUCCCUCGCUUUCUCUCCCCCCUUCCUCUCGCAGGAGACUGGCCUGUAGCCUCCCUUCGCUUCUCCCUCGCUUCCCCCCUCCCUCCCCCGCGGGAGACGGGCCUGUGGCCUCCCUUCCCUUCUCACUAGCUUCCCCCCUCCGGGAGACGGACCUGAGCCCUAGCCGGCCUCCAAUUCCUCUGUCCCUGCCGCACCCCGUCCAUCCCUGUCUCCAGAUGUGCGUCUCCCCCGCCCCAUCCCUGUCUCCAGGUGUACGUGCUGUUACCUCCACUUCUUUCCUGCCCGUCUUAGAAGGAGGCCGGUCUUUGAGAUCUGCUCUUCCCAUUGUGUCCUUUCUCAGGGCAAGAACGACCUCUGAAUGCUGCUCCCCUCCCCCAAAGUCUUGCUGAUCAUCCCAUUGUCAUAGAGGGAGAGGGGUCUGUCAGGCCAUUGCCCCCAUUAACCUUAUCUUGUUUUCUCCCUCCCUGAUGGCCCGGAGGGAAUUGGGCUUGUAGGGAUCACUGCCCCACCCCUUCAGUCCUGGUUCUGCUCCCUCACAUGCCAUAGGGAAAGGGGGUGUGGUUAUUGCUCCUUCCUGAUCAACUCCUGAACUGACUGUGUAUCAUAUCAGAGUGACAAGGAGGGUGAGGUAAUAUCUUUUAUUGGACCAACUUCUGUUGGUGAGAGAAACAAGCUUUCGAGCUAACACAGAGCUCAUCUUCAGGUUUGGGAAAUGCAACAGAGAAGGGGGAGCCAGUGGAGGGAUUCAGAGAUAGGGGUGACAUGGUUAUAGCAAUGAGCUAGGAAAAUUAUCUUUGCAGCAGCAUUCUGAAUGGGUAUGAGUGGGGGAAGAUUGCAUUUUUCAAAGCUGGUGAGAAGAACGUUGCAGUAUCGAGAUGAGAUUGGAUGAGAGUUUUAGCUGUGUGGAUGGAUAGGAAAGGCCAUAUCUUAGAGAUGUUACAGAGAAAGAAUUGGCAAUAUUUAGAUAUAUCUUGGAUAUGAGGACCUAGAGAGAGAUUCAAGUCAGGCUAUGGGCCUGAGUGAUGGGCAGGUUGGUCGUGGUGGUGGUCAAAGUGAUCAAGAAAGGAGGUGGUGAAAUCUCCAAGGCUGAGGCAUUAGCAUUUCAUGUUUUCCUGAUUGUCAGGUCUGCAUUUUUAUUUGACGUGCUGAAGCUUUGUAAAGGGGACUAGUGUCCUGAAUUCUUUUGUGACAGGUGCAGAAAAUACUAAAGGUUUGGAAGAGCAACAUUCUAAGAUACUGAAAAAUCUGGACUUUUAAUUAUAUACUUCCUAAAGAAAUAUAAAGCGUUGAAAAUUGUAGCCUCCUUGCAGUUUAUUUUAUGGUAUCUGUACCUCUUACUUUUUUCUGUAUUUUAUAUUCAAGAAACAGCAUGAGCACAACUCAAAGAAAACGUCGUGGAGGAGCCAUCAAUUCUAGGCAAACUCAGAAACGAAACAGACUGGUAGCUUCAGCGACAGAAAUGGCUUCAGAAGCAGAGCCAAUAGAACUUGAAGAAAGCGCUGGUGAAGAAGUAGUAGAUCUCACAUGUGAAUCUUCUGAACCUGUAGUAGUUGAUCUAACUCACAAUGAUUCUGUUGUGAUUGUUGAAGAGAAUCAACGUCAACGGAGAAAUCUAGGGUUAAGAAGCCAACGGCAAUCUGACAGCUGUGUAUUAAGUAGUGAUGAUGAAGAUGAAUCAAGAGAUAAUGAUGUAUACGUAACAAACAAGGUGUCUGGAGAUUUAGAAACACUGGAGGAUGAAACUGCAAGUUCAAGGCCUUCAGGUACCGUUAGUUGUCCAAUUUGCAUGGAUGGAUACUCAGAGAUUGUACAAAGUGGACGACUUAUCGUGUCAACCAAAUGUGGCCAUGUCUUCUGUAGUCAGUGCCUCCGUGACUCCCUUAGAAAUGCUAACUCUUGCCCAACUUGUAGGAAAAAACUCAAUCACAAACAGUACCAUCCAAUUUAUAUAUAAGCACUUUGAAUUCUUCUCAGGACAGCCUCAACUGGAUCUUGGUGAAAAUGUCAUGCAUUUGUGAUGCCUUGAAGAUUAAAGGAGCAACAGGUUGUAUGCCCACCCAAUUGUAGUAAAACGGAUUUUUUGAGAAUUAACUUGUGCAUAUCUAAACAGCUUUCAUAUGGUCCAGUCAUACUGUCCAAAAUAGCUUCUUGUUUUGUCACUUGUUCGUGUUAACAGUUCUUGAAGGUCUGCAAACACAGGUCGGUAUGUGUCACCAAUGAAGCAGCUGAUGUUCUGUUUCCCUUUGCUUCUUUUCAAGUGCUUGAAAUUGAGUUCUGGAUAUAUAUAUAUAUUUUUUUCUAUUUCUUAAAUGCUUUUAAUUACACCUCACCUUCCCCCUUCCGCCCAGAUAAAGAAGUUACAUUGCCUACAAGUAUGAAUAAAUGCUUUCAUUUGAAUCUUUAUCAUGAUGUAGGUGGCAGGCAGCAAGUUACUGGAGAGCACCCUGCUGCUAAAGCAUGUAGUCUUACCUGAAGUGCAGUUAGUCCAACUAGAAUGAGUUUUGUGAUAGGCAAAAACUUAAUGCAAUAUUAAAUUGUAUACCAGGGUAAUGCAUUGAACUAAUAUGCCAUUAGCCAGCAACUAACCUUUCUGUAACUAGAAGUCUUGAAUAUGCAGACCUAUAUUUAUGGGCUCCAUGAGGUUUAGAGUACAUAGCCAAAUUAAAACUUUCAUAAUAUGAAUGUGAAAAUAUUUCAUUUCUGGUGUACCUUAACUGCCCAAGAAUUACUUGAUUUGAAUCGCAGUAUUGAAAUGUUUCCUAAUCUGUGGUGAGAUGAUUUCUUGCUUUAAUACUGUUCAGUGCUGAAUGCUAUAAAAUAGAAUUUUUAUUUCAGCACAAAAUUACAAGGAGAUAUGAUGCCUCGGUGAGUUGAUGCAUUUAACUGUAAUAGUUCUAUAUGUAGGCAAGAUGUUAACAUCAGUUUUCUAUGAUCUCUGUACAUACCUGACACUUGGGCCGAUGUUUUGUUCCACAAUAUAAUAACAAUAUCUACCAAGGCAUCUUUAAAACUGGAGGUUAGUCUGUGAAACAUGAAAAAAAAUAAACUGCCAGCUACUUUGAAGACUGUUAGAAUACAUUUUUCAGACUUUCUUUUUACCCCUUCUUUCCCCCCCCCCCCCCCAACUUCCAAAAAGAGAAUUUCAAGAGGUAUGUAAUUAACACAGAUAAUAAGUAGUAGUAUCUUAUUACUCCAUCAUUGGGAGAAUGGAUUAUUUUAAAUGAAAGAACCUGCUCUAGUUAGCCAAUUAAACUUUGAAGAGGUGUCUAGCCAAGACUACACAAUGUUUUGUAGAAUCUUCAGUGUGCAGAAUAUGGCCUGUAUGUAGCAGUAUGGUUACUGACCCAGGAGAAAUGUAAUACUUGCGCUCCUCUGAUCCUUAUAUAAUCAGAGUUUUUUACAUGGAAAAGCCUGCUGUACUGUAACCUAUGCACCCUGGCAAUACUCUCUACAUAUUAAAAGGAUAUAAUCGCCAGUAAUUGCUUUCACUUACACUGAAUUAUUUAAACCUAGUGCUGAACGAAGACUUUCCUAAAAUAUUUUCAGGACAGUGCAAUUAAUUUCUGUAUCAUGUUUAUAGAAGAACCUGUGGGAUUUUUUUUUCUUCCAUGUCUUGGAAGACAAACUGAGCAAGAGCUUUAUUCUCUUCAGAUUGUUCGGAAGCAUCUGUCACAUGCAGAAAAAGCAGACCACCAUGAUGCUGUCUAGUAAGUUAGGACCACAUACACUCGACUAUUAAAACCUCCCAAUAGUUUCUAAAUAAAUUAAGGUAAAUGGUUCUCAGAUAUGAGCCAUCAUACCUAAACUACUGUGUACAGGGAAGGCAAUAAGAGCAUAUAAAUGUAAGGGAUUAAGUCUGGGGUCGUGGUUGAGUAGCAUGUCCCUAGAUCUUUAAUUUGAGUACUAGCCCUAGCUUGAAUUGUGUUUUUGCACAGUUUCCACCGUGUAAAUAUCUCUUUACAGCUUGCAUAUCAAUAUAUAAACCUACUUGGACUUUAGAUACUACAAACUGUAGAAUAUUCAACAACAAAAGUUUUUAACUUUUGUGAUCCCUAUUAAGUGCCACGUUUUGUGUACUUGAAAACAAAUUUUAAACUUUCAAUAUCAAAAUGGCAAAUGUUAAAGUUGCAUUAUAAUUUUAAAAAACUUGAAAUAGAUAUAUUUUAAUUUCCAGUAAAGGCAGUGGCUCAGUAUAGCUCAUGACAUUUGCAAGAACUGAUAGAUAAUAUAAAGAUUUUUUUGAUUAUGUAAAUGUAUGUUUUUCACUUGUCAUUGUAUAUAGUUCAAAUUUUCCUGUAUUUAAUUGUAUUCAUGUCUGUAUGUCAGAUCUACUUUGGACUCUACUGGUAGACAAAUAAUUCUUUAACAGAUGGAAAUAAAACUAUUAAUUUGA
Caretta caretta (loggerhead turtle) is the source of this 4446-nucleotide messenger RNA. RefSeq names its product ring finger protein 4 (gene RNF4). Gene Ontology annotation, molecular function: transcription factor binding; zinc ion binding. Lineage: Eukaryota; Metazoa; Chordata; Testudines; Cheloniidae. Gene Ontology annotation, cellular component: PML body. Gene Ontology annotation, biological process: positive regulation of transcription by RNA polymerase II. The record is from RefSeq and is a predicted model, not a curated record.